Molecule: messenger RNA, 2178 nt
Organism: Puccinia triticina
Lineage: Eukaryota; Fungi; Basidiomycota; Pucciniomycetes; Pucciniales; Pucciniaceae
Exons: 4
Coding region: 1-2178 (725 amino acids)
Source: RefSeq, a predicted model, not a curated record
AUGCGACUCAAUCUGCCCAGCCUCUCGGCCAGCCCGCCCACAACCGAGCAUGCAGACGACCCCCUCGGCGCAUCAGACUACAUCCAGGUCGACCCCCACAACCACGCCGCCGACGAGCUGGACGGCAGCAUCGACCAGGACCAUGAGGACCCCUUCCAGAACAUCGCCACCCCCGCCAGUCUGGUGCCCGCCGAUCACGGCUUCGAGCCAGAGACAGCCACCCGCAACCAUCCCCAGCCAUCCCCGGACUUCCCCCAACUCGAUCUCUCCUGCGUCAACUCCGACGACACCGAUGCCUCGCUCACCAGCCUGUUCUCGUUCCCCGACCCACUCGGCUCGAUCGACCUCAUCAUCCCCAACACUCCCCCAGACCAGUACCAUCCUUCCCACUGGUUUAGCCCUCCCACACACCACCAGCUGCCCUCAUCCUCCCCACAUUCCGACCAGCAUACGAGCCUCUCGAGCGAUCUUCUCGACUUCAACUCUUCCCGUUCCCCCUCGCUCACCGAUGCCGAUCUCCACAGUCAUCCCUCCUCAUUCGCCUCUCCCACCUCGCCCACCUUCCCCUCAACCCCCGGCGCCGAUCUCUCCCACCGCCUGCACCUCUAUCUCUGCGGCCAUCAGAUCUCUCACUCCCAGUCACUCCAAAUCCUAUCCAACCUGCGCAUGAACUUCACCAGCCAUCUCCACUUCCCCACCCUCAACCCUACCUGCCCAACAAGCCGAGCCCCCCCUGCCUCCCAGCCGUCGCCCCCUCUCUCCCAGGCACGCUUCCGACAAGCCGUCACUCGCGCCCUCUCCGAUUCUCCUCCCCCCAACAGUCACACAGCCGAUCUAAUCUACCAUACUUCCUGGCUUGAGAUCAACCUUAGCGACCUCACCGCCCUCCCUGUGCACGAUCAACACUCCUUCCUAUCCUCCGCACCCGAAACUCCGGCUCUGAUCAUCCACACUACUGCUUCUCCUGAUUGUUUCCCGAUUGAUUGGCUCAGCGAGCUCUCCCGAGCCUGUCCCGCCCACCUUAACUUAUUCAAAGUGCUCCCUAUUCUUCUCGAUGAAAAAAACACAUCCAUUCUCCAGGCCCUCGUCCAUGGCUUCCACGCCAUCCUUGGUCUAAAACCCAACAAGCCCCUUGCUGUUAAGUCGUCUACUUCUGAGCCUCUGAUGACCUGCCACAGUCGUCCUCCCACCAGUCUCUUGCUCCAACAGGAUACUCCAGAAUCCAUGCCGGAUCGGCUCCUGCGGCCACAUGACCUUGCCAUGUUGUCGGCCCCAUCAGUUGCCAAACUUCAACAGUUGCUGAUUCCCAUUGAACCGUCCACCGAGCCAGACCAGACAAGCCUUCCGUCGUCGUCGUCGCCACCUCCGCCUCCGCCUCCAUCGGCCGGCAAUUCCAAGUUUCUGGCCGCGUUGGCAUGUUUGGUGGCGGUCGCGGCAGCUUUGGCUCUGGUCUCUCAGCCUCAAGCCUUUGGCCAUCAAUCCACCAUGAGCGCUGCGGAGUCUUCGCUCUGCGUUUCCACUGUUGAGCGGGCUAAUGUGACCCCAGAAACCUCGGAGCAGUCGUUGAUCACAAAAGGACUGGGCGACAGAGUGGAACCUACGCAGGCUCCUCGUGAGAAUGUGAACACUAGUGCCAAUGAUCUCCCCUCCACCUUCCCGACGGUAAAUCAGGAAUCAACCGUCGGACAAAAGGAGAUCGGCGGAAAUGAUCAGUCUAUAGAUACGGCGUAUCCAGACCAGCCAGCAGUUAGUGAAGAAGAGUUUAACAUGACCGGUCCGCGAACAAUCCUUGCCGAUCCGAACGAAACAGGUGAUGAACAGCAACAGCCGGGCCGAAAACGGUUCCGAGAAUCAUUGAGGACCGCUCUUCCGCUGGUAUCGACCAGAGACCGAGCCGCUCGAGCCGCUCGACGGCUGAAGAACUCGUCGAUCUACAACGCAUCCAAGUUCAAAACCUUCUUCUCCGUCGCCGACAUCAGCCGAUCCCACCCCCGCUUCUCCCCCCUCGAGCUCCAUCUCAAGCCCACUCAGAUCAAACUCUGGAGUACCAGGUUGCCGCCCAGACUCAGGAAAGGCUUGCGCAACCUGCGCAGUCAUCCCACGCUUUGUCUCAAACAUCUCUGCAAAACCUCGCUUCCCUCCUCGCUCGCUCCUUCUACUUGCGAUAUUCAUCAUUAA